This is a messenger RNA of Trichechus manatus latirostris (Florida manatee), 2589 nucleotides long. RefSeq names its product vomeronasal type-2 receptor 1. Gene Ontology annotation, cellular component: plasma membrane. Gene Ontology annotation, biological process: G protein-coupled receptor signaling pathway. NCBI's taxonomy places the organism in Eukaryota, Metazoa, Chordata, Mammalia, Sirenia, Trichechidae. Gene Ontology annotation, molecular function: G protein-coupled receptor activity. The record is from RefSeq and is a predicted model, not a curated record.
AUGGCCUUUGUGGUACAGACUUCCUUCCAUCCUUCAGACAAUGGUGCGGGUCUUCUCCAGGGACUGCUGGGAGGGGAUGUGCAGGUGGAACUGAAUGCAGAUACUGGCCUGAACGAAUUCCCAGGUCACCAGAGUGCUGCCCUGCUGACCGUGGUCAUCGUCUUGGGCCAGAAUGCCAACCCAGGACCAUCCGGAGUGGAGCACCAGAUGAGACACCAUGUGGCCACAACUGCCAGGCUACCAGGUGGCCCAGGACUUGUCGUUGCCAUCAAGGAGAUCAACAGGGACUCCCACCUGCUUCCCAACCACACACUGGGCUUCUCCAUCUCGGACUCCAGGGACUGGCUGUCCAGAGCCCUCUAUGAGGCCAUGGUCUUCCUCACAGGCCAGGAGGAACCCACCCCCAACUACAUGCGUCAAGCCAGUCCUCCCCAAGCUGCCCUGAUAGUAGACACAGAGUCCACCCUGUCCAUCCCCCUGGCCUGGUUUCUGGGGCUCUACAAAUUCCCCCAGGUCAGCUACAAGUCCACUCUGGCCAGCCUCAGUGACAAAACCCAGUUCCCAUCCUUCAUGUGGACCAUGUCCAGUGACCUCACAUCCUCCCACAUGGUGGCCCAGCUGGUGAUCCACUUCAGAUGGUCCUGGGUAGGCAUUCGCCAGGAUAACGACUAUGGCCAGCAGGGCAGCACACUGGUGACCUGAAAGCUGGUUCAGGCCAGUGUCUGUAUUGAGUUCAACCUCCAAGUCCCCUCCCAAGAGUCCCUGGAGAAGACCCACGCCAUCGUCCACAGGUGAAAAGUCUGCACUGCAAAGGUCAUUCUGGUCUUCCUGAGCAAUCAAAAUUUCCACCUUGUUCUGCGGGGGCUGCUGGGCAGCAGGGUCUUGGGCCGGGUGUGUGUCAGCCAGGACACGCUGCACAGCAUUCUGGCCCUGGCCAUCCCACGUAUCUCCCAGGUCCUACAGGGCUUCUUCAGCCUUGUGCCACCACACCACAGUCAGGUCCCCGGCUUCCUGGAAUUCGUUGCUUGCCUGCACCCUACCUGGACCCCACAAGACAUGUUCACCCAGAGGUUUUGGGAGGUCAUCUUUGGAUGCAAGUGGCCCAGCAGGAGAUCAGGGCCAGCGGGGACCAGCACAUCUGCAGGAGGGAUCCAGUUCUGCUCAGGGAAUGAGAGCCUAAGAGGCCAAGAGUACCCUUUCCAGAAUGUGAGUGACUUGCAGCUUGCAUACACAGUGGUCUACAGUGUUGCCCACGCUCUGCAGGACCUGGUCACCUGUGAACAUGACAAUGGGCAGUGUGCAGAACAACACUUUCAGCCAUGGCAGAUUCUGCAUCACCUCAGGAAGAUGCAUUUCAAGACCCCCAGUGAGAAAGAGAUCGUUUUUGAUGCCAAUGGAGAUAUAGUUACAGAAUUUGACAUUCUCCAUGAGCAGAAAACCCCCCAGGACUUAUUCCACUUUGUUCACUUUGUCACCAUUGACCAGUUAGCCUCUUCAGGGGACAGAGUGACCAUCCACUGGAUGAAGGAGGAACCCCAGGUCCCCAGCUCUGUCUGCAGCACAAUUUGCACUCCAGGCUUCAGCCAGAUCUCCCAAUAGGGUGCCCCCCACUGCUGUUUUCAAACGAGACCCUGCCCCACGGGCCAGUUUGCAAACCAGACGGACAUGAGAUGGUGUCUUCUCUGCCCCAUGGACCAGUACACCAGUGGUGCCAGAGACCAAUGCCUGCCCAGGACUGAGAACUUCCUGGCCUUUGAUGAGCCCCUGGGGCUCACACUGACCUCAGUGGCACUCACACUAGCUAGCUUGGCGUUGCUGGUCCUCAUGGUGUUCCUGAAAUACCAGGAUACCCCAGUGAUCAGGGCCAACAACAGGGCUCUCAGCUACACGCUCCUGGCCUCCCUGGCUCUCUGCCAUCUCCCCUUGCUCUUCCUCUGCCUUCCCACCAUUGCCACCUGCCUCCUCCACCAGACCACUUUUGUUGUCUUGUUCACCGUGGCUGUCUCCUCCGUCUUGACAAAAAUUCUCACCGUGGUCCUGGCCUUCAGGGUCACCAGGCCAGGGGGCAGGGUGUAGGUGUGCCUGGGACCUGGCGUCUCCACCUCUGUCAUCCUCACAGCCUCCUUGGUCCAAGUGAUUCUCCGUGGGGUCUGUGGGUACCUCCUCGCCGUCCCCACACAGGGACACGGCCUCCGAGCCUCCGAGCCCCGCCACGAGGGCUCCAGGGUUGCCUUCUCCUAUGUGCUGGGCUGCUUGGGUCUCCUGGCCACGGGCACAUUCUUGUUGGCCUUCCUUGCCAGGGGUCUUGCUGAUGCCUUCAAUGAGACCAAGUUCCUCACCUUCAGCAUGCUGCUCUUCUGCAGCACCUGGAUGGCCUUCCUGCCCCUGUACCCCAGUACCCAUGGCAAGGCCACUGUGGCUGUGGAGAGCUUCUCCAUUCUGGCCUCCACUGCAGGGCUGCUGUGUGGUAUCUUCCUGCCCAAGUGCUACAUCAUCCUGCUGAGGCCCAAGUGGAACACCCCAGCCCACCUGAGGAGUCGAUGCCAGGUUUGGUGGGACAGGCAGAGCGAAGAGCUCCAAGCGCUCUAG